Molecule: messenger RNA, 654 nt
Organism: Effrenium voratum
Lineage: Eukaryota; Dinophyceae; Suessiales; Symbiodiniaceae
Source: the annotation of a GenBank genome assembly
AUGACCUACGACCUCAGCGACACCUUGGCGGAACACUACGAGGGCAUGUCUCCGGCGCUGUCGGAGCUUCUCCACACCUUGACCCCGGGGGUCGCCGGGAAGUUCAUCCGGACCCAAGGCCAAACCCAAGGCAUCAGCGUCACCGACAUGCUGGAUGGGGGCAUCCGGUUCAUUGACUUCCGGAUUAUGUUCACCCCCGGCCCGGACAAAGUUUUCGGGCACGAAGACUGGUACUGCUUGCACGGGUGCGAGAGCCGGCUGAAGGCCAUCCAAUACCUGCAGCAGGUGAAAACUUGGCUCGAGGCGCAUCCGAAGGAGGUGGUCGUGCUGUGGGCUUCCCGCCACGGAAACCCCGAGACCACUGGCACGGACCAGUACCCUGGCACCACGCCCGCACAGCGGCAGAAGUUCUUCGGCCAGGUGCAAGAUGUUUUCGGAGGGCUCCUCUUCAACUCCAGCCAGCGCCUGAAUGAGACUUCCAUCUCGAGCCUUCAGGCGAGCAAUCAGCGCGUGAUUUGGUUCGCCGCGGAUUACGCGGAGAGCACGAAGAGCUCUCCGUUGGCCGUGGACGCCCGCAGCAUCGACAACCAGCUGCUCAGCUCCGGGCGUGGCAGCUCGGCGCUUGGCUCGUGGGAGCUUGAGGCGAUCGAUUAG